Ahaetulla prasina is the source of this 3669-nucleotide messenger RNA. RefSeq names its product RecQ like helicase (gene RECQL). Gene Ontology annotation, biological process: double-strand break repair via homologous recombination; DNA replication. The transcript is spliced from 16 exons. Gene Ontology annotation, cellular component: cytoplasm; chromosome. The record is from RefSeq and is a predicted model, not a curated record. The coding region runs from base 590 to 2545 and encodes 651 amino acids. NCBI's taxonomy places the organism in Eukaryota, Metazoa, Chordata, Lepidosauria, Squamata, Colubridae. Gene Ontology annotation, molecular function: four-way junction helicase activity; nucleic acid binding; 3'-5' DNA helicase activity.
UGAAGAGGUGUGGAAUUCAACUCCCCAAGAUGAUCCCCAAAAGAUGAACUGAACAGAUUAUAUGCUGCUCUCUAGUGGCCACAAUAGGUUGCGUACAAGAAAGAAAACAGAUAUAGGAAUUAUCUUUUACAGCUGGUUUUGUCCCAAUGUUACUGACAAUUGAAAUUUGCAUAGUUCAGAGAAGAGUUUAAACCAGGGGUGAAAUGCUCCUGGUUCGGACCGCAUCGCCCGAUCUGGUAGCAGUGUUGGCCAGUGGUUCGGAGAACCAAUAGCAAUCAUGGUGCAAGGCUUCGCCCAGCUGUCGUUACUUCCUGGUUUUAAUCCGGAAGUAAUGUGUUUUGUUCCCUCUACACAUGCGCAGAAAGGUUUUGCACUUGCGCAGAGGCUGUGCGCAUGCACUUCCGAACCGGUAAGGAAGAGUUCGGGGCAGAGUAAAAUGUAUUCCUUCCUCAGACGACUUGAGGACCAGUGGCAUGUUGGAGAUCUUAAGCACUACAUGAUGUUUGUCAACUUGUUGAAUUUAAUGAGUUGAAGAAACUGUUGGAGCAUUGCUUUGAUCAAUAUUUGUUAGUGAAGCACUUUAAAGGCGAUGUCAACUACUCUUUCAGUGCUGCAGGAGGAGCUGGGGUCUGUUGACGAUGAACUGCAGGCACUGGAAAUCCAGAUUCAAGAACUUCUUGAACAUCAGCAACAACUCAUUCAAAAGAAGACCACCUUGAAGAAGAAAAUAAGACAGUUUUCCGACACGGAAAGCGGGAGCAGCAAAGAGACUGAAUCAGCAACUGAGGACUGGAACAAAGAAGACUUUCCGUGGUCCGCAAAGAUUAGGGAUGUGUUACAGAAGAGCUUUGGCCUCCAGAAAUUUAGGCCCUUGCAGCUGGAGGCAAUUAAUGCAACAAUGGCAGGUCAAGAUGUAUUCCUUGUCAUGCCUACUGGAGGGGGAAAGAGCCUGUGUUAUCAGUUGCCAGCAGAAGGUUCUCAGGGCUUCACCCUUGUGAUCUGUCCUCUCAUCUCCCUCAUGGAGGAUCAGCUAAUGAUGUUGGAGCAGCUGGGUAUAUCAGCAACUUUACUGAAUGCUUCCAGCAGCAAGGAACAUGUGAAGUGGGUUCAUGCCGAAAUGCUGUCUCGCAACUCGCAACUGAAGCUUCUUUAUGUGACUCCAGAGAAGAUAGCGAAAAGCAAGAUGUUUAUGUCAAGGCUAGAAAAAGCUUACCAAACAGGACAGCUGACCCGGAUUGCCGUAGACGAAGUCCAUUGCUGUAGCCAAUGGGGGCAUGACUUCAGACCUGAUUACAAGUUGCUUGGGAUCUUAAAACGGCAGUUUCCCAAUGCUCCGUUGAUUGGACUGACUGCCACUGCGACCGGACAUGUGUUGCGUGAUGCGCAGAACAUUCUCUGCGUGCCCAAAUGCAUCACCUUCACAGCAUCCUUCAACCGACCCAAUCUCUAUUACGAGGUUCGUCAGAAGCCAUCAUCUGCUCAGAAUUGCAUGGAGGAUAUUGUGAAGCUCAUCAAUGGAAGAUACAAAGGCCUUUCAGGAAUCAUCUACUGCUUUUCCCAGAAAGAUGCUGAGCAAGUGACGAUGAGUUUACAAAAACUGGGGAUGAAAGCAGGUACCUACCACGCCAAUAUGGAGCCCAGAGAUAAGAGCAGAGUUCACAAGCGGUGGUGUGCCAACGAAAUCCAGGUUGUAGUGGCCACUGUUGCUUUCGGCAUGGGAAUCGAUAAGCCGGACGUGAGGUUUGUCAUACAUCAUUCCAUGAGUAAAUCCAUGGAAAAUUACUACCAAGAGAGCGGACGUGCAGGUCGGGAUGACCAGAGAGCUGACUGCAUCUUAUAUUAUGGCUUUGGUGACAUAUUCAGAAUCAGCACGAUGGUCGUGAUGGAAAAUGUGGGACAACAGAAACUAUAUGGGAUGGUUUCCUACUGUCACGAUAUGGGGAGAUGCCGCCGAGUCCAGAUCGCUCAUCACUUUGACGAGGCCUGGGAUUCUGCCAGUUGUAAUAAAAUGUGCGAUAACUGCUGCCAAGAAGAGACGUUGGAGAAGAUGGAUGUGACGGAGCACUGCAGGGAACUCGUCAAGAUUUUAAAGCAAGUGGACCAAAUGAAGCAGAAAUUCACUCCUCUGAAGUUGAUCGAUGCUUGGCUGGGGAAGGGUCUAUCAAAACUGGGAUUGGAGAUUGCUGCUCCCAAACUUCCCCGGGAGAUAUUGGAGAGAAUCCUUGCCCAUUUGAUUCUGCAGCAGUAUCUGAAGGAAGACUUCAGCUUUACAGCCUUUGCCACAAUCUCCUAUGUGAAGAUAGGACCCAGAGCUAACCUUCUGAAAGAUAAGGCUCACGUUAUCACUAUGCAAGGGAUACAGGGCAAAAAUAAACUCGCUAAGGGGAAAUGUUCUCAAUUAUCCAGUCCAAGGACCCCAGGAAAGAAAAUGAAGUUUACAUCCCCAAACCAGGAAGGCGACUCUCCUUCAAAAGAUCACGUUAAAGCAAAAAAAGUCAAACUUACGGCUAAUAAAGAGGAAGAUGAGCUUGUGGUCAUAGAUUAAGGACGUUGCUUCUUGGGACAACCUACAGACAUCUUUGCCUGUGGGAAGACAGGCUAGAGAGUCAGAAAAGAAAAAAAAGAAUUUGGUUGCAGAAAACAGGCUGCGUAUUGGUGACUGCUAUCAUCGGCUGCUCCCCUGACUACAAAGCCAUGUUGGUAAAAGAAACUGCUUUCCUUACUGUCAGUUUUUUUAAAAAAAUGCAGAUAUAAAGCCUGUGGUAAUAGAACUGGAGAGUUUGAGGCAAGCGUUAGAGGCUUGGCAUAGAGCAAGGGUCUCCAACCAUGGCAACUUUAAGACUUGCGGACUUCAACUCCCAGAGUUCCUCAGCCAGUUUCGCUGGCUGAGGAACUCUGGGAGUUGAAGUCCACAAGUCUUAAAAGUUGCCAAGGUUGGAGACUCCUGGCAUAGAGGAAAGUAAGCCUGUCUUUAAAAAAAAAAGAAAAAAAGAAAUAGCUUUUCCAGAAGGGAGGCUCCACCUUGGCACGAACUCUUCCAAUUUGCUGCCGAAAUAAAAAUGCCUUGAAAUGCAACUUUUAUACACUCGCUUCUCCUUGAAAAGUCCAGCCUGCCAAGUUUAUUCUGACAUAUCAAAUGUCAAAAGUACCGUAUUUUUCAGAGUAUAAGACACACUUUCCGCCCCUUAAAAGAGACUGAAAAUGUGGGUGCGUCUUAUAUUCCAAAAGUAGCUUUUUUUGAAGCUUUUUUUCAGUCCUCCCGAGGCGUUAGCGAGUGAAGCGAUCUUCAGCGCUUUGCCUGCUUUUCUCAUUGCUGCUCCCUCCAACGAAUCAGCUGUGGUUUAGACCAGGGGUCUCCAACCUUGGUCCCUUUAAGACUUGUGGACUUCAACUCCCAGAGUUCCUCAGCCAGCUUUGGUUGGAAGUCCACAAGUCUUAAAGGGACCAAGCUUGGAGACCCCUGGUUUAGAAGUGGGUUUUUUAUCCCCAGCACACGCUCAAAGCCAGCGAACUAAUGUGCGUAAGCUGACCAGACUAAGGACGCUAGCCAGAUGAAUACCUGGUAGGCAGAAUCCCCCCCCCCUUAUUUUCCUCCCCCGAAACUAAGGUGCAUAUUAUACUCCGAAAAAUACGGUAGUUCCUGAAAGCUGAGAGAUCCAGUGAUUGCGG